CGCACACUGUUCGGCCGGCGUCAUUUUAGAACGCGCAUUUUUUUGCAGAUUUUUCAUUUUGUGGAAAGUCUUCUAGCGCCAACACACAGGCUUAUAAAAACCAAUUUAGCUGCGUGCAUAAAGUGUAGAUCUUAUUUAAUCUAGGUGAGCCAUGAAAGCAAAGAGAGUCGACUAAAAAUCGUACUUUCCUUUCGUACUUUGCGUGUGUGUGCGGUUGUGUGCGGUUGUGCUAAUUCUUUCCUUAUUUUUUGUCGUGUGAAGUAUUUUAAUAAAAACAAAAUGGGCAAGAAAAUCGACAACCCUGAGAGCUCGGCAAAGGUUUCCGAUGCCGAAGAGGAGGAGGAGGAGUACGCCGUGGAAAAGAUCAUCGACAGGCGGGUGCGCAAGGGAAAGGUGGAGUACUAUCUGAAAUGGAAGGGCUAUCCCGAAACUGAGAACACGUGGGAGCCGGAGAACAAUCUCGACUGCCAGGAUCUUAUCCAGCAGUACGAGGCGAGCCGCAAGGAUGAGGAGAAGUCAGCCGCCUCCAAGAAGGAUCGACCCAGCAGCAGCGCCAAGGCCAAGGAAACUCAAGGACGCGCCAGCAGUUCGACGUCCACAGCAAGCAAGCGAAAGUCCGAAGAACCAACAGCGCCCUCUGGCAAUAAAUCAAAACGUACCACAGAUGCGGAGCAGGACACCAUUCCCGUUUCAGGAUCUACCGGAUUCGAUCGCGGCCUGGAGGCCGAAAAGAUCUUGGGUGCCUCCGACAAUAAUGGCCGCCUGACAUUCCUCAUUCAGUUCAAAGGCGUGGACCAAGCAGAAAUGGUGCCCUCCUCAGUGGCCAAUGAAAAAAUCCCACGAAUGGUAAUCCACUUCUACGAAGAGCGCCUAUCCUGGUACUCUGAUAAUGAAGAUUAAACAGUUGGAUCAUCGAAAGCGAAAAAGAACGAUUAUACAUUUAACGAAAAAUUACCCACUUAGAAUUAUAGCUCCUUGCAGGCGCUUUCAAAACCACCCAACCAACUCUUAAGGCAUCGGACUUUUUUCCAUAAAUGUCCAGAGUCAGUGUCUGUAUUUAUGAUAACCAUUUUCAAUAAAUAAAAAAAACCUUUAUUCUGCUGGAGCCU
Drosophila melanogaster (fruit fly) is the source of this 1109-nucleotide messenger RNA. It is a transcript of the gene Su(var)205, whose product is annotated as suppressor of variegation 205. Bases 280 to 900 code for a protein of 206 amino acids. The record is from RefSeq and is marked reviewed. Gene Ontology annotation, biological process: regulation of gene expression. Gene Ontology annotation, cellular component: nucleus; chromosome; nucleoplasm. NCBI's taxonomy places the organism in Eukaryota, Metazoa, Arthropoda, Insecta, Diptera, Drosophilidae. Gene Ontology annotation, molecular function: chromatin binding. The transcript has 4 exons.